This is a messenger RNA of Gracilinanus agilis (Agile Gracile Mouse Opossum), 1729 nucleotides long. It is a transcript of the gene XRCC2, whose product is annotated as X-ray repair cross complementing 2. The coding region runs from base 241 to 1083 and encodes 280 amino acids. Gene Ontology annotation, biological process: DNA strand invasion; double-strand break repair via homologous recombination. The transcript has 3 exons. Gene Ontology annotation, molecular function: four-way junction DNA binding; ATP binding; ATP-dependent DNA damage sensor activity. Gene Ontology annotation, cellular component: replication fork; centrosome; Rad51B-Rad51C-Rad51D-XRCC2 complex. The record is from RefSeq and is a predicted model, not a curated record. Lineage: Eukaryota; Metazoa; Chordata; Mammalia; Didelphimorphia; Didelphidae.
GCCAGGAGGCAGCGCGAGGCCACUGCUGGGGCGGGAGGAGGCCCAGGCUCCGGGGUUCUGGGAACGCGCCUGCGCAGACGCCUGGUCUGUUUCUCUCCCCACCCCCACUCCCAGCGCUCGGCGUGGCGCGCAUGCUCGCCGGAGGGUGGCCGUGCUUCCCAGGGCUCACCAGCCCGGGAAUCAUUAAAUGGCGUGGAAGGAGGGAAAAUUGACUCUCCAGUCUCUAGAGCUUCAGGGGCGAUGAGCGGAGACUUCCGGAGGGCGGAGUCUGGGACGGAGCUACUUGCUCGCCUUGAAGGUAGAAGUUCGCUGAAAGAUAUAGAACCAUUUUUGUUUGCUGACGAAGGCUCUCCUAUCCAUGGUGACAUACUAGAAUUCCAUGGUCCGGAAGGAACAGGAAAGACAGAAAUGCUCUAUCACCUGACUGCAAGAUGUAUCCUUCCAAAAUCAGAAGGUGGAUUAGAAGUAGAAGUCUUAUUUAUUGACACAGACUACCACUUUGAUAUGCUUCGGCUAGUUACAAUUCUUGAACAUAGAUUAUCCCAAAGCACAGAAGACAUAAUAAAACACUGCCUUGGAAGAUUUUUUCUCGUGAACUGCAGCAGUAGUAAUCAGUUACUAAUCACCCUUUACUCCCUGGAAACUAUGUUUUGUAGUCACCCAUCCCUCUGCCUUUUCAUUUUAGAUAGCUUAUCAGCCUUCUAUUGGAUAGACCGAGUCAAUGGAGGAGAAAGCCUUACCUUACAAGAAAUUAAUCUGAAGAAAUGUUCUAAAUUCCUGGAGAAGCUUGUAAAAGAAUAUCACUUGGUUCUCUUUGCAACAACACAAACUAUAAUGCAAAAAAGUUCAAAUUCAACAGAAAGAUCAUCUUCCUUAAAACUUCCAUGUGAAGAAGUAGAUAUGGAUUAUAGACCCUAUCUUUGUAAGUCAUGGCAACAGAUAGUAAACCACAGAAUAUUUUUUUCCAGAUAUAAUUCAGAAAGUAGCAACCAAAUGUUUUCAGUAGUGUCAUAUCAUCUAAAAAGCAACAAUUUAAUAAAGCGUUUAUUUAGUAUUAGAGAAAGUGGGGUUCAUUUUUGUUAAAUCCAUAUCAGAAAUAGCCUAUUUGUAGACAUUGAGUUUUAAAUGUAUCUUUUUAAAAAAUUGUUAUUAAUACUUUCAUGAUAUAUCAGCAUUUCUAAAUUUUAAAGACCAAAAAGAUUGACAUUGAUAUUUGUAUAUAAAUUACAGUGUUCUUAAAUAAGAAUGAAUUUCAGGUAUAAGGAAGUACAUUUUCUGUUCUUAUGUCAUCAUGGGCUAAACAACUUAAUAUUGCUGCUUUGAUUUUGAAUAAAACCUAUGCAAAAAAAUGUGUAUUUCAGUUUAAAUAAAAGGAAAUUCUAUAAUUUUGUGUUAUAUUUUUAGAUAUGCUUAAGUAAUCAUAAUCUUAAACUCAGUUACAAUCCUAAUUUGCUAUAUUCUUUUAGAAAAGUAUAAAUAUAUAAAACAUUGAAAUAGAACCAUUUGUGUAUAUUUACAUUUAAGUAGCAUUGUUAUUUAAAGGAUGAAAUUAAUCUGCUACCUACUUGCUUUCUAUUGCUUUAAAUACCAUAUAAAAUGAUGUGUAAAAUACUGUACAGAUAAAGUGAGUGCUAGUUGGCAGAGCAGAUAGUUAGAGAAUAGAUCCAGGUCCAUGCUAUAUUUUGUAAUUUCUUUUUAAGCACAUAAAAUAAAACAAUAGUUAUAUAAA